AAAAAUUGCUUUAAAACAAUUAUAUGAUUCACAAAAUAUUACUGUUUAACUUUUAAUAGAUUAAAGAAUAUUCUAUUUAUGAAUUAAAUGAAAUUCUUUCAGUAUAUGGAAUAUCCCAAAAUACUGAUACAAAAGAUUAUAUUAUGGUUCUUGAUUAUGCAGAAGGUGGAAAUUUAUGUCAUUGGGUAAAUAAGCAUUACAAAAAAUUUGAUUGGUCAUAUAAUAUAAAUGUAUUACGUUUUAUCAUUAGUGGCCUUAAAGGAAUUCAUGAAAAUAAAAUGGUUCAUCGUGACUUUCAUACAGGAAAUAUAUUAUCAAUGUCCAAUUCUUUAGAUAAAACUAUUUCAAUGGUUAUAUCGGAUAUGGGAUUAUGUGGAAAAGUUGAUAAAAUAGAUAAAUCGGAUAUUUAUGGAGUUAUGCCAUAUGUAGCUCCUGAAGUUUUAAGAGGAAACCCUUAUACUCAAGCAGCAGAUAUAUAUAGUUUUGGUAUGAUUAUGUAUUUUGUAGCAACAGGAAGACAACCUUUUGCCAAUCGAGCACAUGAUGAAGCUUUGGCAUUAGAUAUCUGUAAAGAUGAAAGCAGACCUAAUAUAAAUGAUCAAGAAGCACCAGAGUGUUAUAUUGAUUUAAUGAAAAGGUGUUGGAAUUCAAAUCCAGAUAAUAGGCCAAAAGCAACUGAAAUAUAUGAAUUGUUUUCGUUAUUUUAUGAUUCAUAUGUUCCGGAAUCAGAUUUAUAUUUAGAAAAAGAACAACAACAUUAUGAUAUUGAAAAGCAAUUCAAAAAAGCAGAUGAAUAUAAAGAAUCAAAUUUCUUAAUUUUAGAGGAAAAAAAACAAUCAGUAACUCAUCAUCCACAAGCUUUUUAUACAUCUCAAUUACUUAAUCCUUAUACAAAAAAUCUAUCAAAAUACUAUUAUAAUUAUUCUGAUGAAUGUUCGGAUUGUGAAAUAUGA
Messenger RNA from Rhizophagus irregularis DAOM 181602=DAOM 197198, 953 nucleotides. NCBI's taxonomy places the organism in Eukaryota, Fungi, Glomeromycota, Glomeromycetes, Glomerales, Glomeraceae. The record is from RefSeq and is a predicted model, not a curated record.